AUGGAGAAAAAGAAUUUAUCUAAACAAGAGAAGCAGGCUAAAUAUGAAGCUAAACAGAAGAGGUUAGCUGAAGAAUCUUUGAUUAAGAAACAACCUAAAGAAAAGGUUCAAUCAACGAAAGGAUAUGAUUCUGCAGUAGUAGAAGAGAAGUGGAUUAAAUAUUUUAAAGAAAAUUUUGAAAAUUUUACAGCGAGUUUAGAGAAUAAUAACAAGGAAGUGUUUUCAAUGGUAAUACCACCACCAAAUAUUACAGGAUCAUUACAUAUUGGCCAUUCGAUGACUGUAUCGAUAGAAGAUGCAUUAAUCAGAUAUAAUAGGCUUAAAGGUAAAGAUGUGUUGUUUUUGCCUGGAUUAGAUCAUGCUGGUAUUGCCACUCAGAAUGUUGUAACAAAAAUGUUAGAACGGGAGAAUAAUGAAAAUUUUGAUAGAGAGUAUAGAAUUUCUAGAGCACAUGAAUGGUCGGACAAAUAUGGGAGUAAAAUAUUGGAACAGUUUGAUAGAUUGGGUGCUUCACUUGAUUAUAGUAGAAAGAUGUUUACUUUAGAUUCAAGAGCUAAUUCUGCUGUUAAUAAGGCAUUUAUUGAAUUGUACAACAAAGGACUUAUUUACAGAGAUAAAAAGAUUGUUAACUGGUGUGGUAAAUUAGGAACUACAUUGUCAGAUUUAGAAGUUAAUUAUAAAGAUAUUAAGGGUGGUAGUAAAAUUAAAGUUGAUGGUUCUGAAUAUGAAUUUGGAAUAAUGUAUUAUAUUAAAUAUUACCUAAUAAGGAAAAAUGAUAAAGAAACUUUUGAUGUAGAUAUGAAACAAGAUAAUCUUCCAUUUGUAAUAGUUGGUACUACAAGACCUGAAACAAUUCUAGGUGAUUCGGCUAUUUGUAUAAAUCCAAAUGAUAAAAGAUUUGAUAAUAUCGAUUAUAUAUUUGAUAAUUAUCAAAAGUUUAAUGAAGAAAUUUCUAAAAUUAGAAAUAAGAAAAAUGUUAAUAUUGAUAAGCUUAAAAAAGAUUUAAAUGAGACGUUAAAGUUAGAAAGAAGUAAUAAGUAUAAAUUAGAUAAGAUGAGUAAUGUUAAUGAAACUUGUGAAACUGAAACUGGUUUAAUGGCCAUUAAUCCAUUAACUAAUAAGUUAAUACCUGUCAUUAAAGAUGCACAUGCUGAUCCUAAUUUGGGAACUGGUGUAUUAAAAAUAACACCAUCACACGAUAAUAUUGAUUUUAAAUUGGGUAUCAAACAUAACUUAGAAUUUAUAAGAAUGAUGGAUAAACACAAUAAAAUAGAUUUUGAGGGAUCAGAAUAUCAUGGAAUGAGUAGAUUUGAAGCAAGAAAAUUGAUAGUUAGUUAUCAUUCAUGUGUAUAUUCUCAAGAAAAUUAUGACCAGAUUUUACCAUUUUGUUCCAGAUCAAAUGAUAUUGUAGAGCCUAUGAUAAAAGAGCAAUGGUGGAUGAAUUGUAGAAGUAUGGCUAAGAAAGCUUUAGAUGCAGUUAAAAAUGGAGAAAUCAAGAUGUAUCCAGAAGAAGCUAAAUCAACAUGGUAUAGGUGGUUAGAAAACAUAAAAGAUUGGUGUUUAUCAAGACAAUUAUGGUGGGGACAUAAAAUACCCGCUUAUUACUACUUUAAUGAGAAGAAUGAGAAGGUUUGGAUAGUUUCAGAUAAUAAAAAUGAGGUUGUAAAAAAAAUGGAACAGGAAAAUGGAACUAGUUUAACACAGGAUGAGGAUGUGCUCGAUACAUGGUUUUCUUCAGGAUUGUGGCCAUUUAGUACGCUUGGAUGGGGAUGGAAUGAUAAUUCACAAUUAUUUAAGAAAUAUUUCCCAAAUUCAAUGUUAGAAACAGGUUCAGAUAUUUUAUUCUUUUGGAUAGCAAGGAUGGUAAUGUUAUCUUAUGAACUUAUUGGUAGUAAACCAUUUGAUAAAAUACUUUUACAUGGAAUUGUAAGAGAUGCACAUGGAAAGAAAAUGAGUAAGUCACUUGGUAAUGUAAUUGAUCCAAUAUUUGUAAUUGAGGGUAUUUCUAAAGAAGAACUUAUAAAAAAUAUUUCAAUAAACGCAUCAGCUGAUGAAAAGAAGAGAGCUGAAAUGUCUAUUAUUAAAGAUUAUCCUAAUGGUAUUCCAAAAUGUGGAUCUGAUGCUUUAAGGUUUGCUUUGUUAAGUUAUGCUAAUGGAAUGAAAGAUAUUAAUUUGGACGUUUUGAGAGUAGCUGGAUAUUCUCGUUUAUGUAACAAGCUUUGGAAUGCUUUUAAAUUUGUUCAAAGUUCUAUUGAAAAGUUUAAUACAACAGAGUUGUAUUUAAAUGAAUUAAUUAUCGACUUUAAACUCAAGAGGCAGCAUGUUUGGAUCCUUAACAAGCUUAAUGUUUGUAUUGAAUUGAUGGAUAAAGGAUAUGAAGAGUAUAAUUUUAUGAGUAUUACUCAGGCAAUUCACUCAACCUUCCUUUAUGAUUUUUGUGAUGUUUAUAUUGAAUUUUGUAAAGAUAGAAGAGAUUAUGAUGUAAAAGUGUUAAGUUACGUAUUUUUACAGAUUGUGAGACUUUUUAAUCCACUAAUGCCUUUUAUUACCGAAGAAAUUCACUAUUCAUUAACAGGUAAGAUAAUUAAAUCUUAUCCUGAUCAGUUUAAAAUUAGUUCAGAUUUAAAUGAAAAACUUAUUAAGGAAUUUGAAAGUGUCAUUCAAUUAUCAAAAUUAGUUAAUAAGGGAGUUAAAAUUGAAAUUGAUGAUUUAACAAUAUUUGAUGAUAUUAAAAGGUUGGUUAGAAAGAGUUUGCAUCAAAAUAUUAAUUUUAAUAGUUUUAAAUUUGAUCAGUCUGAUGCAUUAGUUAAACAGAUGAAUGAAAUUUUUUAUAAAGAAAUUUAA
Molecule: messenger RNA, 2844 nt
Organism: Hepatospora eriocheir
Lineage: Eukaryota; Fungi; Microsporidia; Hepatosporidae
Source: the annotation of a GenBank genome assembly